Molecule: messenger RNA, 5076 nt
Organism: Phyllostomus hastatus (greater spear-nosed bat)
Lineage: Eukaryota; Metazoa; Chordata; Mammalia; Chiroptera; Phyllostomidae
Product: syncytin-2-like
Exons: 4
Coding region: 613-1701 (362 amino acids)
Source: RefSeq, a predicted model, not a curated record
CGCGGUGCGGUGGGCGCGGUGCGCUGGGCGCGGGACCCGGUCGGCCUUUCUGCGUUGCCCCCGGGAGAAAAGACGGGUGAUGGACCACGGUUGCCGGGCGGCCCGGGAGGGCUGAUCGAAGGAGGAGAGUGUGUGGUCAGGCGGCUCCACACCACCUGAAGGACUUGGCACACCUCCCCCCGAGUGGGCGGCCGGGCAUCCCGGCUAUUGCAGCGGAGCGCGCGGCGGCCCGGGGCGCGGGCGUGGAGCUGGCGUUUUCUCUUUUUUUUUUCUCGUUUACUCUCCCUCCUCUGCCCACACGCGCUCUCCCCCCAGACGGUGGUGAGGUGGAAGGCGGCGGUGCGGGGAUGAACAAAUGGCGUCUGGAGCAAGAUAAGGAUUCGAACUAGCAGACGCCCACACUUACCUCAGUUUAGAUGCAUCAGUAAGAAGAACCAGGUUGUCUCCUGCCAACAGAAUUGGUGCCGAAACCCUGGACCCAGGCUUGGAUCCCACCCUUUGUCUCCAGCCUUCUGGAACGCAACAGCGGCGGGAUCCAGACCCCGCACACACCUGUGAGCCGGUGCGGGACCUGCAGCUCCUGUUCAGAAAGAAGACGGCGGGGACAGCAGGAUGGUGCCACACGUCCCUGUGCGCUGGUGGAGGACCUCAGGUUCCUUUGCUACACGGCUGCUCCUGAGUCUGAUAAGUAGCUUUCUGUUUUACCCCUUAACCCCUUUCGCUUAUGCUAAACCUCCACCUAAAACUGCCUAUGAAUUAGACAAUCAUACUCCCCAAUCUUUCAAGUCUCCCUAUCCACCUUCUCUUUCCAACCGUACUUCGGGCUAUGUUCAGCCACUGGCACUAGAACAGUGGGGAAACAUCUCUGCAACCCUGGACGAAAACAUUGUACAUUUCGGCCCAUGGGGCAGCGUAGCCGCUCACAACCUUGAUAACCAAUUGCCCAGGACUUUCUCCACUAGCAGUCAACGCUCCCCUAGAGGGCCUGUGUUUUCUCACUUAAUACACCCUCUGCAGGUCAGGUACCCCCUCUGCAUUGUCAGUAAUGCUCCAGGAGGCACGCCCGUGGGAAGGCUUGCUGACAGCCAGUGCCGCCAACAUCUUCUGAUCCCAGAUCCCCCGCUCACAAACACUAGUCAUGGAAUUUUCCUCACCAUCAUACCCCAUAUGUCUGGGGGGAUUCCUAACCCAGGGGACGAGACAAAUUUCAUCCACACCCGCUUUCCAGAGCCAGCUGUUCCUAGCCCACCUUUGUACAAAAACUCACCAAAAACAGCGUACUGCCAAGGCAGGCCAUCCUAUUCAGUGAAUCGUUUCCUCCCACACGAAGGAGAGCACUGUGUCACCCUGUACCGCAGCUCUCGGGUCGCUGUACAUUUUGGACCGAAGAGGGGCUCUAUCUUUACUGAAGUCAUAAAUAGCCCACGUUUCCACAAUCCUGUCAUAGACCCCCUGGUUGCAGCCUCGCUGGCGGCGCAAGGACUGCAGUGGUGGGGCACCAAGUACCCAAGGACCAGGCAACUCGUCAAAGGCAGAUACGUCUCUGUAGAAACCCCGCCGGUUAAGCUGGCAGAAAUGGAACUGGCAGCAGAAAUACCCCCUUUAACAGGAGUCUUUUGGGUCUGCGGGUCCCAGGCGUACUUGACCCUCCCUCCACGGUGGAGAGGAGUCUGCUCCCUGGCGUAUGUUUCCACAAAGUGAGAAAAGACCUCCGUCCCAUUCCCAUGGUGAGGACAAGGACACCUUUCCAAGAGGUCUGGUCUCCUUAUUCCUCUAAUACCAUUUACAGGGGUUCUCCCUGCCACAGGAGCUGUGGUAGGUGGAGCCUCCUUAGGAACCCACCACCGCCUAUCACAGGAGACAGCUGAGUCAUUGGCUGAAACAGGGGAAACGCUGGCAGCACUCCAAGGGACACUGGACUCAUUCGCUGGAAUUGUCCCCCGCAAUCGAAGGGCAUUAGACCUCCUCACAGCCUCAAUGGGAGGGACAUGUCUACCUCAAGGAGCAGUGUUGCUUCUGCGUCAACAAGUCAGGGCAGGUCCAACAAAACACCCGAGGCAUCCCCGAGUCUGCGUCGGGAUCAAAAGUUCAACCUCUCUGUGGGAUUCCAAUUCACGGCUCGUGUCUCUACUUCUUCCCUUGGCAGCACCAUUAUUAAUUAUACCAGUGAUACUAUUAUUUGGGCCCAUGAUAAUCAACUUACUAACUAAAUUUAUCUCUUCUUGAACAGAGGCUAUAAAGCUGCAAAUGAUUGUCACGAACAACUAUUGACCUGAGGAACCAGAGGUUCCGGGCAUCCAUCGUGGGCCGAUGGAGAGACACUGUCCUCCCCCUCCUCUGGCCAGUGCCCAGCAUCCCUGACAGUCCCAGAGAUUCGUCACCAGCUCCCAGAUAGAUAGGGUGAGAGUCUCAUGGUUCUCGAUAGGCAGGGUCUGCUGUCCCAUCCAAGCCUGAAGUAGCUACAGAAGACUGACCUUCACCCCUCAACAGCCCAAAAAAGAAUUUUUGAGAACCAUGUCUCUCAGGAAAAAGGAGGCAGGAGACAGCAUAGGAAAAACUGUGGGACUGCACUGCUGUUACUGGCCGGGGGCCAGCGUCCUGGUUGCCAGGAAACACCUUUUAUCACUUAGGCUGAAUGAAUACUAAAUCUAGGCAGGGAGGAGGAGCGAGACACUGUCUCACCCAUGACUCAUCAGUCCUGAGCCUGGUCCCUUAGUAACGCCGGGUGUUCCAACAUCAUGAGAAACUGCCUUGGCAAGGAAGGAGGGACGUCCUUGAAAUUCUGAGUAGCGUGUCCACCGUCUGAGAAAGAAGGCCUUGAAACUGCUUUCAUCCCAGGGCCUGGCAUGCCAGAGAGGGUCCACAGGGCCCGUAAAUAACUUUGGGUGACCGCCCCACCUUUCAUUAAACGCCCCCUGUCACCUAUCUGGUUUACAACAGGAUGAACAAAUGGCGUCUGGAGCAAGAUAAGGAUUCGAACUAGCAGACGCCCACACUUACCUCAGUUUAGGUAGGCAUGUUGCCCCCCUCCCCCCGCCCCAGGAAAGCUGGCACCACCUUUACCUGUCAGUCAGGGUGUAACUUGUUCACCCCAUCCCACCACCUGGGGGAGUCCUCAGAGCAAAGGACUCGCUGUCUGGGCGCGCUUGGCUCCCUGACCACCCUGGGGCCCGCCCCCUGGGCCUUCAGCUGCCCGUGCUUUUGCCGCCCUGCUUUGCCCUGGACCUCUGCCGUUCACCCCCUCUACACCCCGCCCUAGCUAGGCCCAGCCAUUUCCAUGGGAAGGGAUCACUAGUAAGCUAAUAGAGUUGCUGAUCUGUAAUUCUUUUUUUUUUUAGACUUUAUUUAUUUAUUUUUAGAGAGGGAAGGGAGGAAGAGAAAGAAACAUCGAUGUGCGGUUGCUGGGGGCCGUGGCCUGCAACCCAGGCAUGUGCCCUGGCUGGGAAUCAAACCUGCAACACUUUGGUUCACAGCCCAUCCUUAAUCCACUGAGCUGCGCCCGCCAGGGCAGAUCUGUAAUUCUUUACAUGCGUCACUAAGAAGAACCAGGUGUCUCCCAUCGACUCUGGGACGGGUAAUGGUUGGAAAAGUGAAAGCAGGUGGGACUUCCCAGCUGCCCUGCAGUCACGUACAAAAGUGAAUGCCUCACCACCUCCAGCCCUCCUCUUCCUGGAGAGGUUUGUGCAGAUGAGUUUUUCAUCUUUUAAAAGAAAGAACAAAGAGUAUAGAAAAGUGGAAUGUCAGAGUUCAACAGUCCUUAAAUGUGAAGGUCCUUUUAGCUAAGUUUUUAAAACAAAGUACUCCACUCCUUGGAGGUUGUCUACCUCAGUAGUUCUGCCCAAUAUGUCCUGCUUCCUGGGGUUAUAAAUUACCUUGUAUUUGUAUUCACAUAUUUGGGCCAUGCAAAGGAAAAUGGGCUCUUCAGAAAUACCAAUGCGCAGUUUGCGGAGCGAGAUCGGUACUAUCAGUUGGAUUUUGACUAUUUAAAUAUGAGGCUGAAUAACCAGGAGUCAGAAAUCUAAAGAUCUCUGUGCUUUCCUCUUCCCUUUCAUUUCCCCUGCAGCCAAUAAGCCAAGUCUUCAGGUCGGUAGGAACCCCACAGCCACGCCUUGUUGCUAACAGUGUGUGUUCCAUAAUAGAUUCAAACAGUUUCGUUUCAGAACCCCUUUACACUCCCUGCCUUUUUUUAGACAGAGUUUUUUCUAAUUGACUUUAGAGGGAGAGAGAAGCCCUGACUUGUUCCACUGAUUUACGCAUUUAUUGGUCAAUUCUUGUACGUGCCCCGACCCGGGAUUGACCCUGCAACUUUGGUGCAUUGGUACAAUGCUGUAACCAACUGAGCUACCUGGUCAGGGCCUUGCCACCCCUAUAGCAUUAAAAACUGCAAACCGCUUUUGUGUAUCUAUACGUUUUAUCUUCCUAAUUUAAAAAGCCACCUUCUGCUGCUCGGAUCUACAGUAAUGCACACUACCUUGAAUCAAUAAAGAGUAGAUUGAAGAGGUCACCAGCAUGAAUGACACAGUAUCUCUGGAAAAACCCCCUCCAGCUUCAGAACACCAGGCUUAAAAUGAACUUGCAUAAUGGACCCAUUGCAUGGAAUCGUUUUAUUCUGCAUCCCUGGGGUCUUUGCAGUAACUUAAAAUUGCUUGCCCCUAGGGUCUGCACGAGCCAGCUCUUACUUUGGUAAGUCAGUAAUGAAGGCAAGUGGCAUUCAAGCCACAUCAGCUAUAGGAUGUGUUCUUUUUUGUUCUAUUUUUUUGUGACUCUUUGCACAUUCUGGAGAACUAACCCAUCAAGUUCACCAUAAUAUGCCCAUAGUGUAUUUUGAGUGGUGCGUGUUUCCUGCAAAAAGCACCUAUAUUUAUGCAAAAUGAUAGAACUUUGAGGUGUGUUUAUUAAUGUCCCUCCAGGGAUAGGUUGUACUAUGGGAUUGCAGGUUAAGGGAAAGCUUUAAAAUCCCUUUCUACCAAUUUUACUUUUAAUAGCUCUUUACAUAGAACAUAAUAUGAACAACUAAUGUAAGUCUUAAUAUUAAGUUUUAAUUUUUAAUAUAUUUUAUUGAUUACACUAUUAUAG